Amoebophrya sp. A120 is the source of this 803-nucleotide messenger RNA. The record is from the annotation of a GenBank genome assembly. NCBI's taxonomy places the organism in Eukaryota, Dinophyceae, Syndiniales, Amoebophryaceae.
CAGGUGCAAAGAGAAGAUGCCUCGCGCAUUGUCCGGUCGUGCUUUUCUGCGUGCACAGCUGGACUUUUGCGAUCGUCAAAUCCUGUGUACUCCGCUGAAUUUCACGACACAAGGCUGGUCAACGGGUUAUCGACACGCACGGAGCAGCCGCCGUGCGUCAGCGCUAGCGCCGUCCUUCUCCCGCUUGCUUCACAGGCUGCCGGGAGGCUGUGCGCGUGCCGCUGGCCGAAAGGCUUGGCGCGUGCAUCUGCCGUGGCGCUAAGCUUUCAAGCAAGUCCAGGAAAUUAAUGACGCGCGCGCAUGUCAAAAUCGGAACCGACCGGAGACUCCGCCGCCCUACAGAAGGCGCCCGGCGCCAUGCCAUCGCCCGGCCCGCUGCGCCGCCCGGCCUCGGCGCACGAGCUCCCUCGCCCCGGUUUUGCGGCAGCGUGGUAAGUAUGGAGGAAGAACCCGGCUGCGCCGCAUCGCUGGACGGAUUCCUGCCAAGCAGCGCCAAGAGUGGUCGCUCGUAGGAUCAGUUUUAUUUUCGGCGGGCGGCUGCAACGCCUUCGCCCUGUGGCCAGCGCUGGUUGUUUUCUACGCGGCCUUCCGCCGCGCCCGGCCCGACAUGCAGCGAUCGGGGCGCCGCUCUGCAGUGUUUGGCGCAGCUGCCCCACCAGCUCCUAGUCGGCUAGAGGGCCGCGGUAGUACCGCUGCGGGCCCUGCUUGUCUGGCCAUCGAGUUUUGCCUUCGUGCUGAAAGAACCAGAGCCACGGUGCCUCUGUUUCGUUGCGCAGCUGGUUGUCCUCCAUGUUUACGCGUAU